AUGACAGACCAAAAACCGGCAUGCUGGCGAAUUUCUUGGCUCCGGAACCGGAGAUGGGAAAGUCGAACGACGGGAGAUGAGGAUGUUAUUCAUGGGGAUUUGAAGGGCCUUGGGGCAGAGGCCGCAGGAGUCGCCGCAUAUUCGGUGUAUGCGGGUCCUGUGGCAAGGGGUGGAAAGGUGAUUAAUGCGGAUGCGGCUUUGAGGCUUUCAUUGGCACGGUUUGUGACCGUUGUUGAUAUACGGAGGGGUUAUUAUAAUACACGCUGUGGAUGCGGAAGGGUCGAAGAGGCCGUUGAGCGCAAAACAGAACCCAGUGCGCUUCUGCAGCAUCCUGUUUCUUGA
This is a messenger RNA of Histoplasma mississippiense, 342 nucleotides long. RefSeq lists its product with no specific name. The record is from RefSeq and is a predicted model, not a curated record. The transcript is spliced from 5 exons. The coding region runs from base 1 to 342 and encodes 113 amino acids. Lineage: Eukaryota; Fungi; Ascomycota; Eurotiomycetes; Onygenales; Ajellomycetaceae.